This is a messenger RNA of Echinostoma caproni, 273 nucleotides long. The record is from the annotation of a GenBank genome assembly. NCBI's taxonomy places the organism in Eukaryota, Metazoa, Platyhelminthes, Trematoda, Plagiorchiida, Echinostomatidae.
AUGGCCGACAGGGUAUACGCUGAUCAGCUGUCGGUCCAAUCUUACACACAACCACCUCCACCGUCGCACUCCACUGACAACGCCGAGCUAGUUGCCUGUGGUAUGGCGUUAGUCACACAGGUGCAGGCGUUGACUUUGGCUCGCGACCGCCCACGACAACGCCGUCGCACGCGCUCCAAUCAUUGGAGCCGCAGCCCCCCGGCGCACACGAUCUCGAUCACCGUUGAACGGGAUUCGCCGGUAUCACCGCCUAUACGGCGAUACUGCCAAUGA